Molecule: messenger RNA, 1114 nt
Organism: Pocillopora verrucosa
Lineage: Eukaryota; Metazoa; Cnidaria; Anthozoa; Scleractinia; Pocilloporidae
Source: RefSeq, a predicted model, not a curated record
GUCCGAAAAAAAGUUGCGCCUCAACCCCUACUUGGUAAAAGAGAUGACAGAAUGCAGACUAUCAGUACGGCUCCAAUUACCAUCCAUGUCCCGGCACUUUUGAAAGGUCAGGACGCCCGAGAUCCUGCUCCAGCCGCCAUAGCUUCAGAGGCGCCCGAGGGCACAUAUUUGCUUCCUGUAACUGAACAGAAUAAAGAACAACACCCAGCGAUAAAUUUACUGCUCAAUCUUAAGCUUGUCAUGGAUGGAGAGAAAAAGCCCGAUCAAUCAGAAGCCGUAACACUAGAGACCGAACAAACGGCAGCGCAAUCACCAGCCAUGAAAGUGAAUUCCGGUGAGUACGUGGCUCAUGAAGUCAAACUCGUGCCAAAUGUCAAUCUCGAACCAGCCACUACUCCAGCUUCAUCUGCCGGAAUUCAGGAAGGAAUGGUUCAAGGGAACAUUCCUUCUGCGGUAAGCUCACAGAGGACCCGUUCAAACGGGAUCCAACAACCUGCUAGGAACUAUGGUGUCGUCCCUUCCUUUCUCAUUGUCCCAAAGAGGCGCGUGUUACACAACGUACGAUCUAACCUGAAGACUAACGUACCAGGGACACCAAUGGCCAGGUUCAGACAACAAUUCCUUUAUGAACACAAUAAAAAGCGCCUGCUCAAUGGAGUGCCACCGCUGACUGAAGACGAGAGGCUCAAUAUGGAAGCUCAGAAUUUUGCAUCGGAAUUGGCAAAGCAGAGGAACACAACGCAUUCUCUUUUGAAAAACAGGGUAGGACAUGGAGAGAACAUCGCCCUUCGUUGCUCGUUUAAAGGCUCACCUUUGACAGGAGCUCGAGCGACUAAUCUUUGGUAUGCUGAAAGUAAGAAGUUUGAUUGGAAAAAGAAACCAGCAACCCCAGCGAUACAACGAUUGACUCCAAUCGUUUGGAAGAAUACCACAAAAGUCGGUUUUGGUAGAGCACAGUUCAUCGAUAAUAGAGGAAGAAUCUGCUUCGUAGUUGUUGCUCGCUAUGAGCCUUCGGUAAACGUUGGCGAAACGUUGUUGGACAACAAGCUGGAGCCGAUCAAAGUGAAAUCAAAACAAAACACUGGCAUUUAAUUAUCAACACCACUACUAAAUG